UUAGGUCUCCGGCUGGGUGCCUGCCUUCCUCCUCCCUAUCAGCUGCGCCGGCGGUGGCGAGUCCCUUUGGGAGUGGCGGCAGGAGCUGAACGGCUGCCGUCGAGCGUGGAGCACAGCGCGAUGGCCUGGCAGCCAGCGUCGAGACGGUCCACCGGCAGGUGUUCGCUUUGGGGCCGCACUACCCCCAGGCGCCUGCAGCACUGGCUGGCUUUUCUGGAUUUGCCUGCCCAGCUGCUCCAUGCCUGGUUGGAGGAGGUACCAGCUGCAUCCUGGAGGCUGGACCCUGCAGAUGGCACAGCUCUGUGGCUCACCUCGCUGUGGUUGGUGGCCGCAAUGGAGACUGCAGCUCAACUGGAGAGAGUCCGAGAUGGCUUUGGGUUCCCAGUUCUGUGUGUUCCUGUCUGGUUCCUGAACCCAGCUGGAGAAAUAUGUCAGUCCCAACUGGUGAAGUACUGAGAGGAAGCUACACAAAAGAUAGCUAGGUAUUAGUAAUUGUACCUCUGACAUUUUAACCACCUCUGACUUUUCCAUGGAAUGGACAAGUAGUAGUCUCUGUCAGAGCUACAUUUUAAAGGAAAAAAAGAAACUUGAAGUUGAAAACUAUUGAUUAAUUCAUGAUGUUAUUUUGUGUUUACUCAGCUCAUUUAUGUUGACUUGUAAAUUAUUAAUUUAUGAACCGUUAGUCAUCAAUUCAUUGCCUACAUAUCAACAAACAAGUUUUCUUUUUAAUAAUCUGGUGGCUGGGCACAGUGGUUCCCUCCUUUAACCUCAACACAUUGGAAGGGCAAGGUGGGAGGAUUGCUUGAGGCCAGGAGUCUAAGACCAGCCUGGGCAACAUAGAAAGAUCUCAUCUCUACAAAAAAAAUGAAAACAUUGUCUGGGCAUGGUGGCUCAUUUUUGUAGUUCAAGGUACUCAGGAGCCAGGAGUUUGAGGCUGCAGUGAGCCAUGAUCCUAACACUGCUUUCCAGUCUGAGUGACAGAUCAGGACAUCAUCUCUUAAAAAAAAGGAAUCUAAAGGCUUUAGUGUGUGCACACAGCAUGGCUUGUGAAUGUGGAAGUGCCUGUGUGUGUGUGCAUAGGUGUGCUCAAGAAUGUGUUGAUGAUUACACCGUCUUAGAAUAAAGAUCAUUUUUAUAAAGAUCUCUCCAUGUCUUAGAUUUGAUUCUUCCUAGGAAUAUUUCCCUCAUUGACCUUUGAAAGCACCUGACCAUAUAUAAAAAUGAAGAAUUUUCAUAACUCAUAAAAGGAGAAUUAUGACAUCAUCUACUAUUUAUGUCUCUGGUCUCAUAAAUCUGAACUAUCAACCUGCUUAUUUUUAUGUACUGUCACACCGUGUAUUCCCUGCAUUGAAUGCUGUUCUAUUGACAUUCUCUCUCUAAAUUGUAGAAAGUUUUCUGUACCCUAAAUUUUCUAUUAUAGGGAUUAAAUAGCCACUAUCCUUUUUUUUCCCAAGUCUUACAGCGUAAAGGGUAAGUAAAUACAGCCCUCACAGCAGCCUGUUGUUUGUCCUGCAAUUAUGUUUCCAUCACAUUACACAAAGCCUCUUGGUCUUCAUGGUAGUAUCCUACUAAUAAGUUUUUUUUUUUUUAAUGAUGUAAUAUGUGUGUAUACAAAUACCUAUAUGUGUAUACACAUACAGCUGAUACCUAGUGUGAUUACAUAUGGAUGAACUAUAGAAUUAGCUUGUAAUUUUAGGAAAAUAAGUUAUUUUGUAAAGAUACAUCUCAUGUUCAAGAAAGAUAAUUGCACUUGAAUCAGUUAUGGAUGCCUCAGCCUAAACACAAUAUGGAAAGAGCAGUAACUAAAAGUCAUUUUAGAGUACUGCUAGGCUAUUCAACGUAUCAUCACAUUUAAUUAAAAUGUCAGUUUGAACCAUG
Molecule: messenger RNA, 1878 nt
Organism: Cebus imitator (Panamanian white-faced capuchin)
Lineage: Eukaryota; Metazoa; Chordata; Mammalia; Primates; Cebidae
Exons: 3
Coding region: 121-456 (111 amino acids)
Source: RefSeq, a predicted model, not a curated record